AUGGAGGUUAAAGACAGCCAUGGAAACACAGCUUUACAUGUCUCUGCUUACAAAGGUCAUUUAGAUGCAGUGAAGGCUCUUAUAAACGAAUCUCCACCGUUGAUUUCCAUCGUUAACGGAGAUGGUGACACGUUUCUUCACACGGUCGUGUCUGGUUUUGCUGCGUCUGGGUUUAAGCGGUUAGACCGGCAAAUGGAGCUUUUGAAGAAGUUAAUCUCAUGUUAUGUCGUUGACUUAUCUGUGAUUGUCAACGUUAGAAACGGUAACGGAAGAACUGUGAUUCAUUUAGCAGUGAUGGAUAAUCUUAACACCGUUAGAUCUGACGUCGUUGAGAUUCUGUUGAGAAUCCCUGGCGUUGAUCUUAACGUCGUUGAUUCAUAUGGAAUGACUGCCGUCGAUUUACUUGAACGCCAAACGCCGGUUUCUGAAUUAUUGAUCAAACGGCUUAAAUCCGCCGGUGGGAGAUCAAACUGCGGCGAAAACGUUUUGCGGUGUAGAGAAGAGCGGUACGGAUUCUGCGGUAGUCCUGGUACUUCGUUUGAAAUAUCUGAUUCUGAGAUUUUUCUAUUCACCGCGGCGAGAUCGGAUCAAACCGCAGUGAACGCUGAAUUAAGUCCAGAUAGAGAGAGUUUAGACGGAAUCAGUGAGUGUUCAACCGAAAUGUCGACGCACUCCAAACGCAAACGCGGCGGUACAGGAGGGCGUCUUAAGCUACUAUUACGAUGGGCAAAGAGAGAAGAAUCAGAGGAACAUCGCCGUCUCUCCGGAGACAACCAAAAUCGUCGUGUUCCUCUCAGAGAGAUGUAUUCGAGAUCGCGAUCGCCAUCUUGUAACAUAGGAAGAGCGUUUCCGAUGAGAACAGAAAGUGGCGAUCUCCCGAGUUUAUCGGUGAGAUUGAAAUUCACAGAAGGUUUAAUGAGAGGUGUCGUGGUUCAGGAAUCUCCGAGGUUCGUGUUUUCGCCACCGGCGGUUUCCGAUUACUCACGAGCUCCAUCGUCGGCUUGUUCUUCGCCGUUUCAGACAGUUUCUUCGGAGUUAGAGAGAAGAAGAAGAACACCUGCGAUGAAGAAACAUGGGUCUUUUAUGAAUAGGUACUUGUGUUUCAGUGGUCGAGGAUUAGCCAUUGAUGGUUCUUCCGAGAAGACUAAUGGCUCUGCUCAUCGUCUUCGUCACCGAAGUUUCAAACGAGUGAUGUCUUUGGUUUCUUCUUGA
Messenger RNA from Arabis nemorensis, 1212 nucleotides. The record is from the annotation of a GenBank genome assembly. NCBI's taxonomy places the organism in Eukaryota, Viridiplantae, Streptophyta, Magnoliopsida, Brassicales, Brassicaceae.